This is a messenger RNA of Anguilla rostrata (American eel), 2308 nucleotides long. RefSeq names its product interleukin-1 receptor type 1. The transcript is spliced from 11 exons. The coding region runs from base 166 to 1908 and encodes 580 amino acids. The record is from RefSeq and is a predicted model, not a curated record. Gene Ontology annotation, molecular function: interleukin-1 receptor activity. NCBI's taxonomy places the organism in Eukaryota, Metazoa, Chordata, Actinopteri, Anguilliformes, Anguillidae. Gene Ontology annotation, biological process: signal transduction.
AAGCACCGCCCCGUUUGCGGAGUUGCGAAAUAUAGCGAACGGGCCAGAUUUUCACUUUCCGAAGGAAAUUGCAACACCGUUCUGCUCACAUUCGUCUUUGAGAACAGACCGUCCGCCGCCACUGCCGGGAGUGAACGGAACAAUGGCAGCUUGUUAUGUACAGCAAUGAGCCAAAUGUUGCCGAUACUCCUGGCGGCCGCUGCCUGUCUCCAUGGCAUCGUCGCGGUGAAAGCUGAUGUGUGUGUUUCCCCCCCCUCUGCAGAGCACUGUAAAGACUAUGAGACCCAGUUUGAUAGAGUCUUCACCGUUCCAGGAGAUGCUGCAGUGCUCAAUUGUACUCUGGCCAGCCCCGAUGUUUUUGACCUGAACAGCACCCCGUACAACAUCUCCUGGUAUGAGUGUAAAACUGGGAGGGAGCUCUCUGGCGAGGGGGGGCAGUUCCGGGUCAGGGAGACCUCGCUGUGGCUUCUGAACAGCACCCUGGAGGACGCGGGCCAGUAUGAGUGCAUUCUGAGAACUCCAAACGGCUGCUUUAAGCAAAAGUCAGUGCUGAGAGUGGACCCAGCCAAAGCAGGGGACUGCCGUCGACCACAUAUGGCUGUGCAGUCUCUGACCACGAUAGCGAACGGUUACCUUGUUUGCCCAUUAAACACCUACAUGAGCCUAGUGGACAGUUACUCCAUUCAGUGGUACAAGGGAUGUGAACCAGUUGUGGAAGGAGACAAGUUCUCACUCAUGAGAGAAAACAAACUUCUCCUACGACAUGUUGUUGCCAAUGAUACAGGACACUACACUUGCAGAAUGACGUUCAAUUUGACCGGGACCAUAGGACAUGCUGCUGAGACCAUCGUGUGCAACAUUAAGGACGACUGGAACAUACGGCCCAUUGUGUAUCAGCCAAUGAAUGAAACAGUCAAAGCAGAUUACGGAGGACAUUUCAAUAAAACUUGCCGGGUUUUUGUGCCAAGCAAGGGAAAACUCUGGGUGGAUGUCUACUGGGCCUCUGAGGAAGAUUUCAUUUCCAUGGACCCCUCAGACCGUGUUCAUCAGGUUCAGCUGAGCAAACAAAAAGUGAAUGAUGGGGUGUGGCUCGAAGUGUUAAUUAAUUUCACAAAAGUAAAGGAAGAGGAUUUUAACCAGACUUACACAUGUAUGGUCUUCAGCGAUAAAGGAGUUGUCACCAGCAUAUUCACUUUGCAGCCAUCGGAUCCAAACUUCAUGAUUCCUCUGGCACUUCUGUUUGUGGUUUUGGCGCUAACAUUUUUAACCAGUGUCACUGCGUACAAAAUAUUCAAGAUAGAUAUCGUUUUGUGGUGCAGAAGUUACCUUCCUUAUUUCUACACAAGUUCAGGGUCCGAUGGGAAGGCGUAUGAUGCGUAUGUGGUGUACCCCAGAAUGUGCUGGAAUGGACUCCACGGGUCUGCCGAGACAUUUGUCAUUCACACCCUGCCCCAGGUCCUGGAAAAGAAGUGCGGCUACAAGCUUUUCAUCUACAGCCGGGACAGCCUGCCCGGGGAAGCCGUAGUGGACAGUGUGCAAGAGAACAUCUGCAAGAGCCGCAGGCUCAUGCUGCUGUACACGGCCUCCACGUUCUCCGAGCUGGGCUCCCCGCUCCGCUUCGAGCAGGAGAUAGGCAUGCACGUCGCCCUGGUGGAAGGGACCCUCCAGGUCAUCCUGGUGGAGCUGGAGGAGGUCACGGACUACUCGCUCUUCCCCGAGUCUGUCCUCCACUUGAAGAGCAAGCAGGGGGCCCUGCAGUGGUGGAAGACGGCCCGCGAAACAACGGGCGGGCCUCAGAUUUGCCCGUCCUCCAGGUUCUGGAAACAAGUGCGGUACCGGAUGCCUGUGAAAAGCACCCCUGUAUCCUCUUUGCCAAAGCAUGGAUGUUGGAUGUUUAAUGGUCCCUGAUGGCACGAUGCAAGACCAUGUUUGGUAGGGCAUAGCAAUCAGUCUGCUGGCUUGAGGUGAGAGAGCAGACAGAGACUUCUCAGCUGAAGCGUUUGCUAAAAUAACACUUGAUGUCUCAACUGUUGUUGUUUUUUUAACCAGAAAUAUAAAAAUGGGCAUUCAACCUUACCCAGAAACCUCUCUGAAUCUUGAUUAAUUAAACUGAAUGGAGUUUACCAAUCGCAUAGUUUUCAAGAUGGGUUGGACUAGUUUACUAGAUGACUAUCGCACGCACCUGCUGGACUAUGGAACUUAUUCCACAAUGAAUGGCAAUGUGAUGAUUGUAUUUCUCUGUUGUGUCUGGCACACAACAGGCAUUCCACUCUCGAAGAAUCAUUAAAUAAAAUAUUGCUUCAUCCUU